AUGUCGUCCAUGCUCAAACCGUUCCUGAACUCCGUCAUCUCCAUCAUAACGAACGAUGGCCGGCACAUUGUCGGUCACUUGCGUGGCUUCGAUCAACAAACAAAUCUUAUAGUUGAAAACUGUCACGAGAGGGUCUAUUCCAUGGAGAACGGCGUGGAGAUGGCACCGCUCGGUUUAUAUGUAGUAAGAGGAGAUAACGUAGCGCUAGUUGGAGAUGUGGACGAGGAGUUGGAUCAAAAGUUAGAUUUGAGCGCUGUUCGUGCGAAAGGCCUAGGACCCAUACAAUGGUAA
Bathycoccus prasinos is the source of this 291-nucleotide messenger RNA. Its product is annotated as U6 snRNA-associated Sm-like protein LSm8. Gene Ontology annotation, cellular component: precatalytic spliceosome; U4/U6 x U5 tri-snRNP complex; U6 snRNP. The record is from RefSeq and is a predicted model, not a curated record. The transcript has a single exon. The coding region runs from base 1 to 291 and encodes 96 amino acids. Lineage: Eukaryota; Viridiplantae; Chlorophyta; Mamiellophyceae; Mamiellales; Bathycoccaceae. Gene Ontology annotation, biological process: mRNA splicing, via spliceosome. Gene Ontology annotation, molecular function: RNA binding.